AUCAACUCUUUUUUUAUCUGUGCAAAUUCACUGCUCUCCCACCCUAAAUCGAAAGCUUCCCCACGCAGUCAGCACGCAUGUGCGGGUAUGGGCCCCCAAGUGGCUUGCUAUUGAUUUCUCCAGCGCAUUCCUGGGUAAACGCACAAAGAGCUCUGCUCAACACUCCUUGUAGAUACCCAUCGCAGGACAGGCAAAGCUCGGAGCGGUUCUGACUGGAUUUUCAAAGAAUAAAGAGGAAUUAUCAAAAAACAGAGGAAAGAUGCAUGCCAGAUUUGCGGAUCCCGAGCCAGCGUCCCCGGACAGCGUGGAUGGAAUCGAAACGGAGUCACUGGAGGCAAGGAUUGAGGCCUUCAAGCAAAAUCCCCACAACAUGGCCGCGUUGCGGGAGGCGCUCGACGAUGUGCUCCUGCGGGCUGAGACGGAGGCCAACAGGCGAGCAGUAGAGAGCCAGAAAUCGCAACAGGGCAAGGAAAAACGACCGAGUUUCGCCAUACCAGAUUUUAGGAACGGCAAGGUGGUGAAUCGCGCCCGAGGAUUCGUGGUGCGGAUCUUUGAUGCCAUAUGCAAUUGUGCCAACAACAAUGCAGCGGCGGCCACGACGCGAUUCAAGCUGAGAAGCAACAGCAGCGGUGGCGGAGGAGGAGGUGGAGGAGCCAGCGGAAAUGGCAAGCGUCAGCAGUCCCAGGAUGAGCCAGAAACCCUAGUGCUGACCAAGAAGAAGCCUGCUGGCGAAGGCAAGAAAAAAAAGGGAGUCAGCAUGGCCAAUGACGUUCAAGCCGGCGUUCGACUGAUGGACUAAGCCAGCUAUAAUGGCUAUUAGUUGGCCAUACAGUGGGAAACAUAAUCAAAAUACCACCAGCCCUCCCUAGACACAACUUUUACUCAGCAAUCGUUUCCUGUCAUCCUACCACUUUAAUGGGUCUUGUCCUUUCGGACAUUUUCUACGCUCAAACGUCUUAAGCACAAACCAACUUCCAUGUCUUCCCUGAAGACCAAGUAUAUGGUUUAAGAUUAGAAGGCCUGCAAGGAAUCUUCAUAUUUCAUACAAUUUCCUGCGGAAAACUGAAGCUGCGCUUAUGGAAAAGCUUUAGCUCUCUACUUUAUUAUUUGAUAUACCUAAAUGUGAUCCCAGAUGGUAAUGUUAACAAAAACUCAACUCGAAGCACAAGCAACUUCUAGGUUAGUUAUGAAAGGAGAAAAACCCUAUACGACUUGUGUAUACACUCUCCACCUCUCAGACAUCAUUCGAUCCCACGCACAACACAAUCAACGGCAUUACACAAUCCCAAUGGAGUCAAGGGCUUGCCUAAAAACGAGCAUGUCGAUCUCCACCUAAUAUUAACUAUUAUAUAUCAAAUUAUAUACUUAUAUCUGUAUGACUAGGUGUGUACGGAACCACCAACCUAUUUAGAU
Molecule: messenger RNA, 1413 nt
Organism: Drosophila santomea
Lineage: Eukaryota; Metazoa; Arthropoda; Insecta; Diptera; Drosophilidae
Exons: 3
Coding region: 260-799 (179 amino acids)
Source: RefSeq, a predicted model, not a curated record